Messenger RNA from Salmo salar (Atlantic salmon), 2330 nucleotides. RefSeq names its product transmembrane emp24 domain-containing protein 1. Lineage: Eukaryota; Metazoa; Chordata; Actinopteri; Salmoniformes; Salmonidae. The record is from RefSeq and is a predicted model, not a curated record.
CACCCUUCCAGUCAAUCAUACGCGCUACUUUGUAGAAGUUGUCAAAGAUCGGUGAGAUUUUUUUACUCAUUUUUUUUCAGUUGCGCGCACAGUGGUCAGAACUGAUCUGAAGCUAGUUGUUCGGGGAAGUAGGCGACUUUAUUCCUGCUAUGACUAACUUUGAUCACAAGCAAUAAAUAGCCUACAACUCGUGGUCGCUGACAGUCUAUGGAAAAUGUACGUAUACAAUGCGGUAUGAGUGAAGCGAAGUAGGCUACUAGACUACAAGAACAAGCAUUCAUGGCUACCGAUGAGUCAACAGUGAUAUUGUAACUUUUACUGAAGUCCAAAUUCGCUUCUAGGCUACAAAUGGGUUCCAUGUUUGAUCUGAGCGCUGCUGUAAGACUAUAUUUGCUGUCUUGUUUCGUUGUAUCUGUGGACUUCACUUUAGGCUUGGGACAAAGCCAAGAUACUGAAUUCACGUUUCUACUCCCUGCCGGUAGAACAGAAUGUUUCUACCAAACAGCUACGAAGAACGGAAGCUUGGAAGUAGAAUACCAGGUGAUUGCAGGUGCAGGCCUGGAUGUGGGCUUCACCCUGAUCUCCCCCAGCGGAUACAAGCUGGCAUCUGAGUUCAGGACAUCUGACGGCAUCCACACGGUGGAGCCUACAGAGGACGGAGACUACCGGCUGUGUUUUGACAACAGCUUCAGUAAGCUUUCUGAGAAGAUGGUGUUCUUCGAGGUGAUUGUGGAGGGCCAGCCUGGGGACGCCUGGGGCGAUGAAGAGUGGGCUGACAUGGCCGAGCCAGAGAGCAUGGUGGAGUACAAACUGGAAGACAUUAGGGAGACCAUGGACUCAGUGCACAGGCACCUGGAGCGGAGCUGGCAGCUUCAGACCAUGCUGAGGGCCUUCGAGGCCCGGGACCGCUACCUACUGGAGGACAACCUGUGGAGGGUCUCCUUCUGGUCCUCCUUGAGCCUCCUGGUCAUCCUGACCGUGGCCGUCACACAGGUCUACACCCUCCGACGCCUCUUCGACGACAAGAGGGUCUGCAAACCCUAGUGUCCAGUGGUAUCUUCCACCACCCCCACACUCUUCCCAGUGGUAUCUUCCACCACCCCCACAUCAUGCCCAGUGAUAUCUUCCAGCAGACCCACACAAGGCCCAAUGGUAUCUUCCACCACCCCCACACCCUUCCCAGUGGGAUCUUCCACCACCCCCACACCCUUUCCGGUGGUAUCUUCCACCACCCCCUUCCCAGUGGUAUCUUCCGCAAAGAUGCCAUAGAAGGGUGUUGCGACUAACAGGAACCUACUGUAAAGUAAUGGUCUCAGAGAUUGUAGAAGAGAGAGAGACUAUUGACAACUGUGAUGUGUGGUAAAUGCGGGACUGUUAGUAAGGAUUUAGUGAUGUUUGUGUGUGAUGAGCUUGAUUCAGCUUUUGAGUGGCAGAAAAGUGCAUGUUUGUACGUGAGUCAUAAACACUGUAUAAUGUUUUGACAAUUUAGUGUCAAUCUAUCAAACAACAAAUCAAUGCAAUAACAGAUCAUGUGGUUGUAUGUUUUUAACAUGGGAUCUUAAGAGUGACUUUACAAAUAUCAUUUAUUUAAUGACAUGGUUAUAACACAACUACAGCAAAAUAAACACACACAAAAAAAACAUUCUACUGUGAAAUAAAUUAAUUCUGGAGAAAGAGUAGCCUCGCAAAGCCACUGAUCCAUUUACAUUUUACAUUUUAGUCAUUUAGCAGACGCUCUUAUCCAGAGCGACUUACAGUAGUGAAUACAUACAUUUCAUUUUGAUUUCAUGCAUUUUUUUUUUUGUUGUACUGGCCCCCCGUGGGAAUCGAACCCACAACCCUGGCGUUGCACACACCAUGCUCUACCAACUGAGCCACAGGGAAGGCUCAGGAUCCCACAAGCUUACAUUAAAAGCUGCAGUGGUUAUCAGUCUGGUAAUUACGAGGCAAGAGAAAGAACUGGGCACAUGGGAUGGUUUUAUUGAAGUACAGAUAUUACAUUUUUAUUGAAAUGUAUAGUGUUUGACAGAGAUCUGGUGAGACGAAGCCAAAGAGUUGAGACAUUCAAAAAAUGAUUCCUGCCAGGAGAAUGUUGCAAAGUCAACCACAAGCAUAGUUGUUAUAUACACCUCCAACACCACAAAACAAGAUACAAUCAUUAAUUUGAAAAAAAAGAUUGUAUUUAUAAAACCAUAAAAUCUCAAUGAUCCAUUCCUUUCAAUUACAGGUACAGUAGUGCAAAUUUGAGUGUCAGAAGUGUGCAGAGAAAGAAAAUAAGGCAAUCUUAUUGGCUACCAUAAAACAGCACUGGAUUAAAGGCAUAUCGCAAA